Molecule: messenger RNA, 942 nt
Organism: Maniola jurtina (meadow brown)
Lineage: Eukaryota; Metazoa; Arthropoda; Insecta; Lepidoptera; Nymphalidae
Product: apolipoprotein D-like
Exons: 4
Coding region: 273-923 (216 amino acids)
Molecular function (GO): pigment binding
Source: RefSeq, a predicted model, not a curated record
CCAACGCCACGAUUCAAACUUCUCAAACGCAGAGUGUGAAGUCGUGAAUUUUUCGUCGCGUAAACGUAUCGUCUACUGUAAUUCGUUUUCGGGUCAAAUAAUGAAUGUGAAUAAUCGAUUAAAUCGAACGGAAUGGGUCAGUGUGAAGAGUGGCAGCGUCGGUGAAACUGCGCACACCCAUAUUUCCAAACUCUUGCACUGUUUACAAACCGACAGGGUGCGCAGCAAAAACAACCUUACUUGAUUGGAAUUAAGUUCGAUAGUGCAAUGUCAUGGGCGACUUCCGUGUGAUGGGAGCCAGCAGGAUUCAUUUCAUACUGUUGUGCACGAUGUUCAGGGUUGUGAUUAGUACCGGAUUAGGGAGAUGCCCAAUCUACCCACAGCUCCCAGAUUACGAUAUAACACGUAUGACGGGCACGUGGUACGAAGUGGAGCGCUCGUUCCACCUGAUGGAGAUAGCCGCGAGCUGCACGGAACUAGAUGUGAUGCUCAAUGAUAGAGGAUAUCUGAUCAUCACCGUCAACACUAUCAACAGAUGGACAGGUAGCCACAGCACGAGCCACGGGCUUGGCAUCCCGAGUCACGAGGGCUCGUCCUCGUUCCGCUACAAGCUCAACAACCGCAUGCCGUACAUCAUAGGGCGCCUGCUGCCCGGCGCCGGACAGUACAACGUGCUGUUUACCGACUACGACAACUUCGCCAUACUGUGGUCCUGCACCAACUUUAGUGUCGCGCAUUCCGAUCGCAUGUGGGUGCUGGGCCGGCAGCGCGACAUGGAGGCGGCGCUGCGCGCGCAGGUGUACGGCAUCCUGCAGGCGCUGCGGCUGGACCCCGACCGCCUCAUCCUGGCCAAGAACCACAACUGCAGCGUCACCGACACCGAGCUCUACUCGCAGCUCGAACAAACGACUGAAAUAAACUAACUUUUUAUUUAUUCACAAA